This is a messenger RNA of Prorocentrum cordatum, 894 nucleotides long. The record is from the annotation of a GenBank genome assembly. Lineage: Eukaryota; Dinophyceae; Prorocentrales; Prorocentraceae.
AACGCGAAGCAACUGAUGGAGACCUCUGGCAGCAGCGAAGUUAGCGAUGGUGACUACAUCUGCGGCGAGAUGAAGAAGAUCGGGUAUGUCGGAUUCCACGCAAUUGUUAACGCGGCGGAGCACGGGGCCAUCACUUCCCGCAUCAGGGUUUACUUUGUCUUCGCCUUGGCGAAAGAGGUCAAAGAGAGCGUGCAGAACAAAGCAAUUUCAUUCGCGGAAGAGUUGCUUGGUUGCUUGACCACAGAUGUCGGCCAUGUUGGUUCCACCCUCAAUUUAGCCAUGCCAACGGGUUCACCGCAUAGUGGGGGGGCAUCCGCGGCGGAUCCAGACGCCAAAAGGCGGAAGAAGGACCCUCAUUUCAAGGGCGACCACUACGAGAUGUACAUCGGCAGCGACAUGGAGCUGGAGGUGUUGUACUUCCUCAGCAAGAAGUUUCCCAUGAACGAUCGCGCAGUCCCAGAGUUCGUGGACGUUCUCAUGUCACUGCCUCGUCUGACUGGAUGGCCGUCGAAGCUUCGUAGCCCGUGGGUCGUCACCGUGCCCACCAUCAUCUCGAAAUCUACUAUUGCGAUGCGGUGGCAUCCAGAUGGCUACGAUGGCGGUCCACUUAUUCGCGCCCUUACGCCUGUGGAGCUCAUGGCAAUCACGGGUUGGAGCUCCAGCAUGUGGAAGAACAUAUCCGAUGGGGCCGAUCUCAAGAACGAUGGCGACCUCGUGACCUCCCUCGCUGGGAACGCCUUCAACGGCUAUGCGUUGAAGCCGAUCGUCGCGCCCGCGAUGGCUCUCAGCGACAUGCUGCAGAUGAGCCACGCCGAGCUCGAGAGCGAUGGCGAGAACGCCGACGCCGAGGGCGACGAUGGCGACGGCAAUGCUUCCACAAGUUCUUCUGAUUGA